Ectocarpus siliculosus is the source of this 2369-nucleotide messenger RNA. The record is from the annotation of a GenBank genome assembly. NCBI's taxonomy places the organism in Eukaryota, Phaeophyceae, Ectocarpales, Ectocarpaceae.
AUGGCGGCAGCUUCAUCCUCUACUGGCACGACGUGCACAGAACCGGAACACGGGAGGGCUACCGAGGAGGACUCGGCUAUCAUGACGUCUAGGCCCUUCAGCAGGGACGUCUCACAGGAGGCGCCAUUGCCCCUGGGCAGAAGGCUGCUGCGCGCGUUUUCUCAGGGGAUUAAUCCAGCCUCGAGCAUUCGCACACUGAAGGGCCUCUCCAACACUUCGAGGUCUUCGUCUGGGGAUACCGAGAAUCUCACGCCGCCACCCGCACGCAGUGCCGUGGGGCCCAACAGCAUGCUCUGGACGCUUUCCGAGGCAUCGUCACUGGGAGAAGAAGCAGGGUGGGAAACGAUUGUGGAGCAGGAUGGCAUCAAACCGGCGAUGGGGCUGACGUCUUUCCACUCGGAGAAACACGGCUUGCGACUUUGGGUCCAACCCGACAGCGUGCCGGUGCCGCUCUCACCAGGGCGCCAAGAAGCCUCGGGACCGAUCCGGGUGCGCGACCUGGUCCAGACCGUGGAGUUCGAGGGCGGAGAACUGCAGGGGAUUUUGGAGGUAGAAUGCCUCCCUUGCGGACGCCGGUUUGACGCGCCCUUGCUGUUAGAUUUCCCCGUCGAUGGCAGGAACAAGGAAGAGCCCAUCAUCGACGCCCACGGCAGAAUUCAAUACGAGAUCCUUAUCAAGGACCCUCGCUCCGAGAGUUGGGUCAGGGACCCCGAGAGUUCGAUUCCGCCUGAGAUCGUCCAGGAUAACCAAGGCAAGGUCUACGUGAGAGCCCAUGUCCGGCACUUCAGCUGUUGGGGGUUCUUCUUCAAGCCGCUCGACAUUGGUCCUCAGCUGUUCCACAAGCAGACGAUCCCUUGGGCGCAGAGCAAGCGGCACCAGAGCCUCAUCCAGAACAAUACCCCCAGGGGCGUGGACGUCCACAUCUACGCCAUGCGGAUGUCCCAGUGGAGCGCCGCCCUGGAGUCUGUUAAGGCGGGGGCAGGGAUAGAGGGCUUCCAAGCGAACUUCGAAUUCACGGGGGAUGUCCGUCAGAACGUCAACCCUGCCGCCCUGGUCCCCCAGAUGGUGACUAUACCUUCCGGCAAUAGCCACUGGAUUGAGGUUCCGCGAGUGGGAGCUGGCUUCCGAUCGAGCCGAAAGGCGGUGGUCAUGAUCGUCACGGAGUUCAACGACGAGAACGACGGCAAGAGGAUGCGAUUGGAGGCCGUGGAGCACCUCCGCAGCAGGACCAUGCUAACGGUAACCUUACGUGUGUCUGAAGAAGGCAAGGUAAUCGGGAGCCCCGCCGCAUCGGAAGCGGGAGGAAUUCUGUCCCAAUUGAUGCGCGCCAUCCAGAAUGAUGUCAAUGCCACGCCAAACAACGCGCCUUCGACGGCGGCCCGAAGCCGCAGCGAGACCAACAGCGGGGUGAACAUCGGUCUGGGUGCGGAGCGUCCGGGUGCGGAACAGUUCGUCGGUUCCCCCGCGAUGGCGGAAUCAUCAGGCGACGACAUCUCUCCGACUGGCGCGGGCCCUGCAGAUGAUGCCGCCGCCAUAGCAACGUCUACCACGAGAUCAGCUGGAGAUGAUGCGGCCGCUGUGACGGCGCCCACCGCGGUACCAGCAGAGGCUGCUGCUCCUGCUGCUGCUGCUGUGUCGGUGGCGGCCGUGCCCGAAGACCGCGAACCGCCUGCGGCCAAAGCUGCUGUUGACGACCCAUGGGCUGGCGCUCGUUCAGAUGCUCACCCGAAUGCUUCUCCGUUCCCGGCAACCAAGUCCGCCGCUACAGUUUCUCCUGUUGCAUAAGGCCGUGGACGGUCCGUGAGUUCCUCGUUACGGCGCUUGCAGAGCCACAUAGAGUGCCAUUGACUGCGACUAGCUUAGCAAUUUAAGUGCUCUGUGCCCACCGCACCUGCACGAAUUUUAUGUGGUCCCUUGUUAUCCUGCAGUGGCCACGGCGCAUGGCCAAGUGGGGUGCUGAUCGGUUUGAAGAUUGGUUUUAGUGAGCGUAAUUGUUCAACGGGAUAUAGCCACACAUUUUUUUUUAAACCCAGUCCACCAGACCAAGUGUUGUUUUUGUACUAUUACUGGCACCCAAGACCUGGGACAUGCAGGUCGGACGUAGUUUUGUUUUCUGUUCUUAUUGGUCCACCGUCCACCGUUGAUGGGAUUUGGUGUCCGACUCGUGUUUCCCGCAACGCGAGUGGGGGCCAGGCUACCAGGCGUCAGCCUCAACCAGAUCGCGAUCGAUUGCUGCCUUCUUGUAGACAAACCUUAUAGUUUACAUGCAGCAUUACACGAUUCAUCCCUAUGGGGGGGAGGUGGGUGUUUCGGCAUCGCCGCCCGCCUCCUUCUUCGAUGGAUACCUUGGGCCUACUACUGGCAAAUGA